Molecule: messenger RNA, 2744 nt
Organism: Sphaeramia orbicularis (orbiculate cardinalfish)
Lineage: Eukaryota; Metazoa; Chordata; Actinopteri; Kurtiformes; Apogonidae
Product: leucine-rich repeat-containing protein 14
Exons: 3
Coding region: 293-1975 (560 amino acids)
Cellular component (GO): cytoplasm
Source: RefSeq, a predicted model, not a curated record
UGUAAACACUUCUGUAGUUUCCUCAUUCAGCUCAGUUUGUUGAGGAAGCUAACAUGAUGCUAGCGUUUAUUUCACAUGCGAAGAGUUUAGCAGCAUAGGUUAUUAAUCCUAGUAAGGCAGGAAGGGGUUAUUUAGAGCUUUACAAGUCUGCAUCGCCUUACUGUCGUAAAACUAAUCUUAGCUUGACGCUAGUUGUAAGUUGCUAGCUAGUGUUAAGUGUAGUUGCUUAACAGAAAAGCAUUUUACUGUGGUUUUGUUUUUAUGCUUGAAGCUCACCUUGCUGUGUGCCACAAUGGUGCUUUCCUUGGUAAGUAUUUGUGCCAAGGAAGUAGUGAGUGACCACAGCUCGUCUCCGUGUUGGCUGAGGUGGGUGCCCAGGGAGCUGUACAGAGCCCUGCUGGAGGCCGCCUUCAGCAGCUGCAGACCGCUGGCUGUGGGUGAACUGGUGCAGCGGUGGCCUGAACGCACUCUGCGGGUCGGAGGACGGAGAAAACAGGGGCAAACUCCGCCAAAUCGACUAUGUAUCCAGGCUCUUUUGUUAGCAGUUGUCAGAGGACUUUCAGACCACAGGUGUGCUUUGCAAUUCUUGGACCUCUGUGGACUUCAAGGUGAUGAGGGAGGGAUGGGAGACCCAAUGGGUGGCUGGUCUUUGACUGUCGCUCUCUGCACUAUGGUUGUACAGGCCAAAGCUGGAGCACAGAGGGCACAGAAGAGAGAAGGAGAGCGGGAAAGGAAAAGGUUCUCAGCUUUACAGAGAGAAAGGGAUGUGAAAAGAGAGAGAGGACAGAGGAAGCUGGGGUUGGAAAUAGUGGAUAGCAAGGAAAGAAACCACAAAGAGGGGACAGGAUCAUCUGUUGUAAUAGGUGAAGAGGAGCUGAUUAAGGGUGUGAGGAGGAGGAUGGAGAUGGAGAGGAAGAGAGAAGGUGCACUGACUGAUGAAGGAAGCAGCAGUAACGACAGUGAAGAAAAAGAUGGAGUCAGUGAUGUGUCCUUGCAUGUGAGGGCUGAUCUUUUUGUCAAUGCCCGCUCGUGGGAGCGAGUUCGCGUGGCUCUGAACACACACGGCCCCCUCAAACUUCAGUGUAGAUACCUUCGUGUGGAGGAAAUUUCUGUGUCAAGUAUCAAAACCCUGUUGGACCUUCUGCCAAGACAGGGUCUUCUGGGGGUGGAUGUCAGAUACAGCAGCCUCGGAGUGGCUGGUUUAGCUGAGCUGCUGCCUCUCCUCUCGACCUUCCCUACACUGAACUCCCUUCGCCUGCAUUACUGUAAUUUAGAUUUUCAUAGAGACCAUCAUGGACAGGAAGAGGCGCUUAGGGACUUGUCACAGGGUCUGACACAUCUCCAACACCUGCAGCGACUCAGCCUCACUGCACUGCGCCUGCCUGGACAACUUCGUGUCCUGCUCAGCUCACUGUCUCAGCCUCUGGAAAUCUUGGAACUCCCAUACCUGAGCCUGAGCCCAGCUGACCUGGCCUAUCUGUCUUGCAGCCAUCAUGCCAACACACUGCAGCAGCUGGAUCUGAGUGAAAACCGUCUGGAUGAAACCACGCUGCCAUCUGUUCGUCGCCUCCUAUUCCAGGCUUCCAGCAGCCUGCAACACCUUUCUUUAAGUGGCUGUGGCCUCACUGACGGCCUGCUGGGGCUCCUGCUGCCCUCACUGGGAGGCUGCCGGUCCCUUAAGAGCUUGGCUCUGGCUCUCAACCCGCUCUCCACGGCUGGUCUGUUGGACUUGGUGAGGACCGCUGCAAGGAUGUCCUCCCUCCGUCAGCUACUGUACCCUAACCCGCUGGAGGACUACCAGCCAGGCCUCCCAGAGCUUCCCUCAAGUGCCCAGCUCUUAGACUGGCCUCUGGAUGAAACCACAGAAAUCAAUGCUACUAGUACCCAACUCAACAGGGUGCUACUACACAGUGGGCGCUCUGACCUCUUCCUCACAUGUGACCUACUCAAUUAUGAUAAAGACUUAUUGGACUAGUGCAAGUGUGGAAUUUAUCGUCCACUCACCGACAAGGCAGAGUAAUGUAGAGGACAAUCACCUGGUCACCCCAAAGAUAACCUUGUAUUGUUAUCCUUUUCUAUUUUCUUAAUAAUUGCUGUGUAUUUUAUGUGAGGAGUAGAAUGCUUUUUUUGUGCUUUCCUCCAUUAUGAGUGAAAAAGUCGGACAGUAUCGUAAGACAGCAUGUACUAAAUUCAGAUAAGGUGGCAGAGUUUGCAAUAGGGUUUCUUUCUUUAGGACUGGAGAGGGAUCUCAUAUCUGUCCAAUGUUAUACUUUAAUCAAGAGGUGCUAUAUUACUGUACUGUAAUGAGUUUUGUGUGUCUUUCCCAAACAUGAGUUACUACUUGAGGUUGGUUGAAUAUUACAGCCUGACGUCUUAUGUGCCUUUAUAUUUAUCAGCUAUUACAUGUACUGCAUUGUAUUUGAUUAGUGGUUAGUAGUAUUGUGUUUUGAAUGUGCUAAAUAUUUGCAUAUCACAGAUAAAGAAUGUAAUGCAAAUAUUAAGGUUUAAUUAGAGACAGCUCUCUUAAACCUAAAAAAAAUCAUCUUUCAUUCUUUGUUGUUUUCAUUUAUUUAUCCAUGAUACAGUAUUUCUUCAGCAUCUCACUUAUAAUGCUUGCAAAUAUGGUUUUGUAUUCAAUCAUCUUGCAUAUAGAGUGGAAAGUAUCACCAAACAUCAGGAAAUUUACCAAAUCACCUUUGUACCACCUGAAUGCUGUUCAAAUAAUAAAUCACUCAUGAAGGAGA